This is a messenger RNA of Arthroderma uncinatum, 462 nucleotides long. Its product is annotated as mitochondrial 54S ribosomal protein YmL19. Bases 1 to 462 code for a protein of 153 amino acids. The transcript has 2 exons. Gene Ontology annotation, cellular component: ribosome; mitochondrial large ribosomal subunit. Gene Ontology annotation, biological process: translation. Gene Ontology annotation, molecular function: structural constituent of ribosome; large ribosomal subunit rRNA binding. The record is from RefSeq and is a predicted model, not a curated record. NCBI's taxonomy places the organism in Eukaryota, Fungi, Ascomycota, Eurotiomycetes, Onygenales, Arthrodermataceae.
AUGGCCGCCAGAGCUAUACCAAAGGAUGUAGUCGUGAAGCUCAUCGUGGGCGCCGGUCAGGCCAGUCCCAGUCCCCCCGUUGGUCCAGCUUUGGGAAGUAAAGGUGUGAAGUCCAUGGAUUUCUGCAAGGAGUUCAAUGCCCGUACCGCACACAUGACUGUUGGCACUCCGAUACCCGCACGAGUUACCGUCCGUCCCGAUCGAUCGUUUACCUUUGACCUUCGAACGCCCGUCACGUCCUGGCUUCUCCUCCAGGCAGCCAAGGUGGAACCAAGGAAAGCUCGCAUCCGAGGCGGCGAGCGUCCAGGACACGAGUCGAUCGGACAGGUGUCGUUGAAACACGUUUACGAGAUUGCAAAGAUAAAGCAAACGGAACUCCGGCUGUCGGGAUUGUCCCUCCAGGGGCUGUGCACAAGCAUCAUAGCCCAGGCGAAAACCAUUGGCCUCCGGGUUGUACCCUGA